Molecule: messenger RNA, 2115 nt
Organism: Alosa alosa (allis shad)
Lineage: Eukaryota; Metazoa; Chordata; Actinopteri; Clupeiformes; Clupeidae
Product: glypican-5-like
Exons: 9
Coding region: 239-2065 (608 amino acids)
Biological process (GO): positive regulation of canonical Wnt signaling pathway; regulation of protein localization to membrane; cell migration
Cellular component (GO): extracellular region; cell surface; plasma membrane
Source: RefSeq, a predicted model, not a curated record
ACUACACUACAGUUCAUGAUCGCUCAGUCCCGAUAGGACUGUACCGCUAGAUUGAGAAUGCCCAGUGCAAAAACUCAGCGGAGAAUGUAGGACUGUAACGGACCUACUAUACAAGCCGUAUAUUUAUGCUGUAAUUUCUGUUCUCAGUUUUUUUGUGUUUGUGCAUUUAGGCUACUUUACUUUUAGUGGUAUUGAUAAAAUUAUAAUAACGCACGGAUAUCCCGCUUGAGAUGCUGCAAUGUCCCUGGGAUUGGUCACACGCGUUAACUUUUGGUGGAUUAUCCUGGUAGUGUCUCUGACGAUAGAGACUUCCCGUGUGAGAUGUCACAGCUGUCAUGAAGUUAAAACAGCUUUCCAGCUGCGACAGAUUGGACCGCUGAAAUGGGUACCAGAAACACCUGGAACAGAUGUGGAUCUGCUGGUGUGCAAACACCAGGGCCCAUCCUGCUGCACCCGCAAGAUGGAGGAGAGCUACCAGGUGGCGGUACGGAGGGAGACGGUGCAGAACAUCCGCUCCUACAGCUUUGAGCUCAACUACCUGCUGCAAGGCCACGCCACAGCCUUCCAAGACACGUUCCAGUCCCUGAUGACAUUCUCCAUGACCCACAUCAGCUCCCUGUUUGAGAGCAGCUACGCCAGCCUGUCCCUGGACACUGGGCCGCUGGUGACACGGCUCUUCUCCGAGCUCUCGCUGUACGUGCGCGGCGGCAACGUCUCGGUGGAGGCGUCCGUGCACCGCUUCUUCGACGACCUCUUCCCGCUGGUGUACGGGCGCCUGGUCAACCCCGGCGAGGAGGCGGUGGCGGGGGGGGGCCUGUCCGGCGAGCGCCUGGACUGCCUGCGCAUGACGCGGCAGGACGUCAACCCGUUCGGCGGGCACCCGCGGGCGCUGUCGCGCGAGCUUGGCGCGGCUCUGCGUGCGGGCCGGGCGCUGGCACAGGCGCUGGGCCUGGGCACGGAGCUGAUGAACGCCACGGACGCCGCCGUGCUUAGCCGCGAUUGCUCGCGCGCGCUCGUCCGCAUGCAGUACUGCGCCCACUGCCGCGGGCUCACGCUCAUCAAGCCGUGCCCGGGCUACUGCCUGAACGUGCUGCGCGGCUGCCUGGCCAGCCUCACCGAGCUCAACGCGCCCUGGCGCCGCCACGUGGCGCUGCUCGAGGACCUGACCCAAGCCGUGGCCGGACAGCACAGCCUGGAGCUCGCCCUGCUCGGGGUGGAGGGACAGGUCAACGACGCCAUCCUCUACGCACAGCUGAACGGUCCCAGGCUCGCCGCCACGGUGGAUAAAGUGUGUGGCCCAUCCACAGCGGAGGCACCCAGCUCACACACUCCAACGGAGGGACGCUGGUCCGUGUCCACGGCAACGGCCACGUUCACAGCCACAGCCCCCUCAGCUUCAACGCCUUUCUCGGAGGGUCCAGAUGUUGAGCUUCGGGGAAGGCUCGCCCACUUGAGAAGCUCUCUCCCCCUGAAACCUUCCAAGAGUGAUAAACCUAAAAGUCUGAAAAAGAUAUCUAGGGAGUUUGUGGGCUACAUCCCGCGUUAUAAGACCUUCUUCGGGGCGCUGCCGGAGAUGCUGUGUGAGGGCGAGAUGGGCAUGGAGUUCACCUGCUGGAGCGGAGACGAGGUGGUGGAGAGUUACACUAAGAAGGUGGUGGGGAACGGAGUGCACGCUCAGAGGCAGAAUCCGGAGCUGAAGGUGCGGGGAGCCGACCCUGCCCUGAUGGAGGUCAAAGACAAACUGGAGCAGUUCAGCCAGGAGAUCCAGGAGAGCAUGCCAGGGCUGGGGCAUCGAGAGGCCUGGGUGGAGACGGGCAGCGGCGUCGUGGAGGGCAGUGCCGAGUGUGACGAUGAAGAUGGAUGCCAGGGGUCUGGCACAGGCCAUCGGGAGAGCCCUGACGUGACCGGCCGCGUGGUCGUCCAGGGCAGCUCCCCGGAGGUGUCCUCCCCCAAGCGUCCCCCAGUGGUGCGGGUCACAGGAGCCGGCCCCCCUCCUCCUCUGCCUGGCACUCUGCUCAUGCUGCUCCUGCUGCUUCUACUGGUGUCUCAGUGGACCGUGCUCUAACUCUAACACACACACACACACACACGUACAAAUACACGCAUAUAGCCAAC